GUCGUGUUCGAACGAAAAGUGCUGGGUAUUUUUUUUAUUCAAAGUCGGUCGAAAUUUCAAAGGGAAGCGGUUUGUAAAUUGAAAUCGAAGGCGAAGUGGGCGGCAAACUUGUUUACAUGACCUGCUCGCUGAACCCGAACGAAAACGAAGCCGUGCUGCUGGUGGAAAUGGUCGAGCAAUGCCGCGUUCCGACGCUCAAGCAAAGCCCUGGAAUGACCUACUGGGAACCGACCACCAAGGACAUGCAAAUCCCGGAAAACUACCGCACCGUCUUCCGACCGCUUAUGCUCCAGCUCCAGCUCCCGAGGACGUGGUCAAGUUCAACCUCGAGCGCUGCAACCUCGCCCUCCUCCACCAACAAAACACCGGCAGAUUCUUCAUCGUCCUGUUUGAGAAGAAAAAGAAGCUGCUCUCGGAGGUUUUCCAUCAGAAACCGCCGUCGAAGACCUGCGAAGCGGAACCACCCCAAAAGAAGCUAUAACGCUACCACCGCAACCCGCUCAACCUCCUGACUCGGUGCCGCGAAGACAAAAAGAAGAACACUUACUGGCCCAGGAGGGUCUCCAGAUUGUUAACGGAUGUAUCGGCGCAGGAUGGAGCACGCGUAUUUUAAAAGACGACUUGAUCAAGCUGCUGUUUAAAAACGAUCCGGAGAAGCCGCCGGAAAUCGAAGGGCUUGGCGAGGAAGGAGUUGGAACUGUGCAGAUGUGUGUCGGAGUAUCGGUGGAUCCGUUUGCGGUGCGGAACUAUUAUCCUUCUCGUGAGCAAUUCUUGACGUGGGCCUGACGGAAAAGGACAGCUUGUCCUUGGUCGAAACUAGUACCAAUAAUUAGGAUAAAGCUUCGAUUUCUUAGAAGUUGUUAAUGAAAUAAAAUUAAAUUCAAGAGUUUUUUUUUAAUAGGUCCUAGAAAAAUAUGAAACACAAUAACUUAUAGGACCUUUAAAAAAAAUCUAGAAUUUUCUUCCGAAAAUAUUUGCUAGUAUUUUCUUAAUAAGAAACGUCGAAAAAAUCAGCAAGAAGAAAUGUUGAGGAUUUCUCAAUUAAAUUUAUUACUACACUCAACUCAUUUUUAAACAUCUGCUUACUGACUCUAACAAAAUAAUUUCUUUUGAGUUUUGAUAAUUUGUAACCAUAUUUAUUGGUAGCUUUAUACUGGAGACAUUCCAAUUUUAAUCUUGUGAAUCAUAUUUCAAACUUAAGAAUGUAACAAAAAUGAUUAUUUGAGUUUGAUUGGGUGGGCGUGCUGUGCUCAAAUCCCAAAUAUGAGCUUGAUUGAUGGGUUUUCACCGGUACUAAGAUUUUUUUUUCUAAGUCGAAAAAUUCAUGGGUUAAAAAUAAUAGAUCAAAACAUAAAAAAUUAAAGCUCUAGUAUUCAAUAUUCAAAAAUUAAGAAACUCCAAAAUUCAAAACUAUCCAAAAAUUAAAAAAAAACCCUACAUUCAUAAAUUCAUAUUUAAAAAAAAAAUCUACAUUCAAGACUCCAAAAAUUUUGGAAAAAUAAUUCAAUUAAUACAAGAAUUUAUAAAGUCAAAAUUUAAAAAUUCAAAACAAAUGAAAAUUAAAAAC
This is a messenger RNA of Culex pipiens pallens (northern house mosquito), 1567 nucleotides long. RefSeq lists its product as uncharacterized. NCBI's taxonomy places the organism in Eukaryota, Metazoa, Arthropoda, Insecta, Diptera, Culicidae. The record is from RefSeq and is a predicted model, not a curated record. Bases 179 to 481 code for a protein of 100 amino acids. The transcript has 2 exons.